Messenger RNA from Phascolarctos cinereus (koala), 2354 nucleotides. RefSeq names its product C-terminal Src kinase (gene CSK). Gene Ontology annotation, molecular function: ATP binding; protein tyrosine kinase activity; protein binding. Gene Ontology annotation, biological process: protein phosphorylation. Lineage: Eukaryota; Metazoa; Chordata; Mammalia; Diprotodontia; Phascolarctidae. The record is from RefSeq and is a predicted model, not a curated record.
CCCGCCCCUCGCUUCCACCCAGCCCCUCGGCCGCAUGGACUGUCCCGCAGCCCACUGAUGUCGCCGGCGGCGAGGUGGAUCGGACCGCAGCGCUCAGAGAGAGCUCUAAUGGUACCUAGUGACGGAUCCUUCUUGUGAGAGUCGGACGUCAGAACUCCAGAGAAGAUGUCGGCAAUCCAGGCCGUCUGGCCAUCCGGUACAGAAUGUAUUGCCAAGUACAACUUCCACGGCACAGCCGAGCAAGACCUGCCCUUCAGCAAAGGGGAUGUGCUCACCAUAGUUGCUGUCACCAAGGACCCCAACUGGUACAAAGCCAAAAACAAGGUUGGCCGGGAAGGCAUCAUCCCAGCAAACUAUGUGCAGAAGCGGGAAGGAGUGAAAGCUGGCACCAAGCUGAGCCUCAUGCCGUGGUUCCAUGGGAAGAUCACUCGGGAGCAGGCAGAGAGGCUGUUGUACCCCCCAGAGACAGGCCUCUUCCUGGUCCGAGAGAGCACCAAUUACCCGGGGGACUACACGCUGUGCGUGAGCUGUGAGGGCAAGGUGGAACACUACCGAAUCAUCUAUUCUGCCAGCAAGCUCAGCAUCGACGAGGAGGUCUACUUUGAGAAUCUCAUGCAGCUGGUAGAGCACUACACCAGCGAUGCCGAUGGGCUCUGCACCCGCCUCAUCAAACCAAAGGUCAUGGAGGGGACUGUCGCAGCCCAAGAUGAGUUCUCCCGAAGUGGUUGGGCUCUCAACAUGAAAGACCUUAAGCUGCUUCAAACCAUUGGCAAGGGCGAGUUUGGGGAUGUGAUGCUUGGGGACUACCGGGGUAACAAAGUUGCCGUUAAGUGCAUUAAGAAUGACGCCACCGCUCAGGCCUUCUUGGCAGAAGCCUCGGUCAUGACGCAACUCCGGCAUAGCAACCUGGUGCAGCUCCUGGGCGUGAUUGUGGAGGAGAAGGGGGGCCUCUAUAUUGUCACGGAAUACAUGGCCAAGGGCAGCCUGGUGGAUUAUCUUCGAUCCAGGGGCAGGUCGGUGCUGGGUGGAGAUUGCCUCCUCAAAUUCUCCCUAGAUGUCUGUGAGGCGAUGGAAUACCUGGAGGCCAACAACUUUGUGCACCGGGACUUAGCUGCCCGGAACGUGUUGGUGUCUGAAGACAACAUCGCCAAAGUCAGCGAUUUCGGCCUCACCAAAGAGGCCUCCUGCACCCAGGACACUGGGAAACUGCCCGUCAAGUGGACCGCCCCCGAAGCCCUGAGAGAAAAGAAAUUCUCCACCAAGUCCGAUGUGUGGAGUUUCGGGAUACUCCUCUGGGAAAUCUACUCCUUCGGCCGAGUGCCUUAUCCGAGAAUCCCUCUGAAGGACGUGGUCCCGAGAGUAGAGAAAGGCUACAAAAUGGACGCCCCCGAUGGCUGCCCAGCCGCCGUCUAUGAGGUCAUGAGGAAUUGCUGGCACCUGGAUGCUGCCACCCGGCCCACCUUCCUGCAGCUUAGGGAACAGCUAGAGCGUAUCAAAGCCCACGAGCUGCACCUGUGAAUGCCAGGUGGGGGGCACCCCAUGGGCGCCCUUGCCAGCCUCUUCAAUCACCCCCCACCCUCAACACAAAGACUGAGGUGCUGUUGAGAACUGGACCAGCUCGGACUGAAGCCUACUCCUGGCAAAGACUACGUACAUCCUUUUGGCCGCCCCUUGUGCCAGGACAGGCCGGGGGGGGGGCUAUGACUCAAUCCUGGGGGGCGGGGAGCAGCCAUCAGGUCCUCCCACCCUGGCCUGGCUCCUCCCCUCUCCCCACUCUGCCCUCCCAGUCCCCUCCACUAGCCUCUGGCCACCUCUUUCCAUCCCAGGAAGCCCAUCUUGGCCUGUCCCUCCCUCACAGGUCAGCCGAGCGGGGACCAAAGGGGUUUGGGGGACUGCACUGAAAUGGGAGGAAGGGGCAGACUCUCCCUUGUCUCCCCCUGUCCUCCUGGCUCCUGCCUCUCUCAUUUUCUUCUUUCUUACUCUUUUUUUAUGAUUUUUUUCCUGUUUUUUUUUUAAUUUUCAAGUUGAGGAGAAAAAAAAAUACCCAACAUUGGGCAUUUUACAAGAAGUACGAAUCUCAUUCUUAAUGUAUUAAGGGCAGAGGGGGAAGGGAACAGAAAGAAAAGAAACGCCCUCUCCCCCCAAGCUCUCUCCCGUGGACCCUCUGAAGCAGCCCAUGCCCGUCCCCCGCCCAUCUCCUAGCCUCGGGCCUGGUGUUUGCGCUUGACCCUGUCUCAAUGUUGCAUGCCGAUCCCAGAGGCCUUUGCGUUUCUGUCCGGUGCUUUAAUCUCCUGUAUUGCUGCCCACCCUGUGAGAUGAAACUGUAAUAAACCAUUCCAUGAGGACACCCAACA